ACUACAUGCAGUGGGCGGGGUCUCUACAGUUGAUUGACGUGACGCUCCGCUCUUUCUGGUUGGCCGCGUUGGUUCCGCCCCCUUUCCGCUCCCCGCGAUAUGAUUGGCUGCUUGAGGCUCGCUCUUCCUUUCCUUCGUCCCUGAGAGAGACAGCCGCCAAGAUGAACGACACGGUGACCGUCAGAACCAGGAAGUUCAUGACCAACCGGCUCCUGCAGCGGAAGCAGAUGGUCAUUGAUGUCCUUCACCCUGGAAAAGCCACCGUCCCCAAGACCGAAAUCAGGGAGAAGCUGGCAAAGAUGUACAAGACCACCCCGGACGUCAUCUUUGUGUUCGGUUUCAGGACUCACUUCGGCGGUGGCAAAACCACGGGCUUCGGCAUGAUCUACGACUCCUUAGACUACGCCAAGAAGAACGAGCCCAAGCACAGACUCGCCAGACACGGCCUCUACGAGAAGAAAAAGACAUCCAGGAAACAGCGCAAAGAGCGCAAGAACAGAAUGAAGAAAGUCCGGGGCACGGCCAAGGCCAGCGUGGGCGCCGGCAAGAAGUGAGCUUGAGGGAUGUUAUCACAGAAAGAGUAACGGAUCCCCGGAUGAGGCGUCCGAAGACUGUGCUUUCAUCUUGGAGCUUGUAAUAAAAAACUGUAAAACACCGAA
Spea bombifrons (plains spadefoot toad) is the source of this 659-nucleotide messenger RNA. It is a transcript of the gene RPS24, whose product is annotated as ribosomal protein S24. Gene Ontology annotation, biological process: translation. Gene Ontology annotation, cellular component: ribosome. The coding region runs from base 6 to 554 and encodes 182 amino acids. The record is from RefSeq and is a predicted model, not a curated record. Lineage: Eukaryota; Metazoa; Chordata; Amphibia; Anura; Pelobatidae. Gene Ontology annotation, molecular function: structural constituent of ribosome. The transcript is spliced from 6 exons.